Molecule: messenger RNA, 3081 nt
Organism: Cryptococcus wingfieldii CBS 7118
Lineage: Eukaryota; Fungi; Basidiomycota; Tremellomycetes; Tremellales; Cryptococcaceae
Exons: 11
Coding region: 1-3081 (1026 amino acids)
Biological process (GO): magnesium ion homeostasis; intracellular signal transduction
Cellular component (GO): intracellular membrane-bounded organelle
Molecular function (GO): guanyl-nucleotide exchange factor activity
Source: RefSeq, a predicted model, not a curated record
AUGGACGAGACCGACGCUGACAAGGUGCACUCCCCGUUGAUCGAAAGGAGACGCUCCAAGUCCUUGACCGACCUCUCCUCAGACUCCCGCCGAGUCCUCUCUGAACUCUCGUCUGGGGAUAUGAUCCUUGGCAGCGCCCCGCCCCGCCCGCCCCGGAGACGACAGAGGCCAGAGCUGCUGACCAGUCUGCCAGCGAGGAGUCUGCACACCCUCUCGCCCAUCCCUUCGUCGCCUGCCGCUUUCAGGCCCUCGCUCGAGCUGCCCAGGCCAGGGUAUGCGAGGAGCACGUCGCCAUCAGCAGAGUCAGUCGCGACCGUCACUCCUGCUCCAGAAUCCGAUCUGGAAUCGUCACAAGAGACUACUCUCGCCUCUUCCAUUCGGCAGGGUGUACGCGACAUGACCCUUGGCCAUUCACGGACCGGUUCCGCCUCCUCCGCGUCCAGACGGAUGGGCGCACUCUGCGACCUCGUCUCGGACCUCGACCUGACCCAAUCCUGGGGCACAUCGCCCGGCUCGUCCGGCACCCGCGUUCAAGGUAUCGAUUAUGCAGAGCCUUACAGAAACUCGUGCUACACCUCGUCCUCGUCCGAAGAGUCGUCCCUGGUCAGCCCGCCUCUCGUCGGGUCCCCUGUGCUGCGCCCCGUGACCGUCCGCAACGAUGGGCACGAGUCUGAAGACUUGGGUCUGUCCUACUUUGAACCCAAGCCGAUACCGCUCCCACCCAUCCCCGUCGAGGCGCCGAGCCCUACACCGCUCAGCCGCAGAACACCGUCCAAGAGUUCACUCCGCCAGAAACGCCUCGCCACCCCCGAACCUCCCCGGCCUGCCUCGCGCGGUCGGACAGAAGUCUUUGAUGUAGCCUGGUCGGGCUAUGGCAGGUGUCUCGAACCGUCUUCACCCAUCGCUUCCACCGCGCCAUCUGCAGACAAGACAUGGCGCUCUACCUUGGCAUCCGAGUCAACUUUCACGAGCGUGCUAAGCACACACGGCGCGGCCGAAGUCAAACGACAAGAAAUCAUGUGGGAAAUGUGCGAGACGGAAAAGGGCUUUGUCGACUCGAUGAAGAUGGUCCUUCGGCUCUUUGCUUCGCCCUUGAAAAUGCCACAGGGAAGGUGGAUAGAGGGCAUCCCCCAGAAAGCUACCGAGCUCUUUGACUAUCUACAAACGAUCGUGCAUGUCCACGCCGCACUCGUAAAGUCGCAAAAAGAUAUCACCAAAGACGGUGUCAUUGAUGUCACGGCAUUCAUCUCUGAUUUCAAGCCAUGGCUGUCGAGGUUGAGCGUACACGAGCCGUUCUUGUUGGAAUUUGAAGAGGUGAUCCGGUUGAUCGACACGCAUGCCAAGGAUGCAAACAGCGUCUUUGGAGAGUUUCUCAGGAUGCACACGGGGGCCGAGGUGCUGGGCUCCAUGACUCUGACGAGUAUGCUCCUGAAACCUAUACAGAGGUUGACCAAGUACCACUUGUUUUUAAAAAACCUCCUUGACGCCACACCCUACCCGCAUCCGGCUCACUACAGCCUCGUCUCCCUUCUCCAAGUCACCGAGGCAACCGUCACCAAAGUCCAAGCCUCCAAGGCCCGCGAAGAAGACCUUGAGUCGCUCAAAAUUCUCGCAUCCAGCGUUCACGGAUUGCCCGACGGGCUCAAACUCGCAGAGCGAGGCCGCAAAUUCCUGGGACACGGGACUGUACUCAAAGUCGUUCUGGGACAUGACGAGCUUCCCCCAAGCGGAAGAGUGGUGCAAAGCAGGAGCAGAUCAGAGAGCGUGCAUUCAUACAAUUCUGGCCGCAACUCGGUGACCUCUUCCGUCUCGUCCUCUGCUCCGUCAACAUCCAGUCCCUUCCCGUCUUCCGACUUUACCUCCUCGUACUUUGGUCCCUCCUCACGCUCAUCGGCAUUCUCAAUAUCCUCAUUCGGGUCGUCCUAUCUCGCGCCCUCGAGAUCAAAUUCUCUGACCGUGCCCAGAUCGUCUCCAAAGCUGCCUUCUCGCCCGCCCUCCGCUGCUUCCGUCUUCUCCCUCUCUAGGCCCGGAUCUGCCGCUUCCAUGCGAGGAGGUAGACUAUGCCGAAAGGAAGAGCCCUUGACGUUGCUGGUUUUCAACGACAUGGUGAUCCUGGCGCAGGCAGAAAAGGCAGGCGGUGUCUAUGGGAGACGGCGGGACAAGGGGUUCAAAGUAUGUGAGAAUGGGGCGGGGCGGGUAGUGGAAGUUAGAGACUUGAAGGGUUGGAAUGGACGCGACCAGGUGUUUAGCGUCACCAUCAUCCCAAACCAUUCCAACAACCCGAUCACUAUGACAUACUAUUUCCAACUACCCUCCGUCACCACCGCCUCCGCCCCUCAUCUGCGGCGAAAGCAUUCAUCUCGCAUGGACCUCUCGCAUCCCUCGCUGUGCACUGCUGAGGCGUUCAUCGAUAGUCUUUAUGCGGGGCUUGAGGUGGGGGGAGGAUGGAUAGCUGUACUGGGCAAUCCUUUUUUGAUUCUUACGAGACGCUUUAGGAUUCUGCCUCAAUCCAUCUGCAACCGCUAUGGUCUUGCGAUCGGGUCAACGUUCGCCCCUCUCGUGAGAUUCCUGAUCGUUCUCAUGUAUCCCAUAGCCAAACCCAUUGGCAUAGUGCUUCACUUUGUCCUCGGGGCCCACUCUGACCCAGUGACAUACCGCACAGCCGAGCUCAAGACAUUUGUCAGUCUGGGAGUCGAGGACAAGCUCGAAGAAGACGAGCUGGGACUCUUGGGCUCUGUGUUAGAGUUUUCUGGAAAGAUUGUCGAAGAUAUCAUGGCGAGUCAAGAAGAAAGAUCAAGCGGCACGGUCGUGGACAUGCUUACAAGACCGCAGACAUCGCAUGAGGACAUGUAUGCGCUCUCAGCGGAGAGGAUUGUCGACGGCGAGCUCGUCAAGGAGAUCCUCAAGAAAGGUUACAGCAGAAUCCCGGUAUACGAGCCUUCGUCUCGUGAUUCAGGUAACAUCACGAUCCGAGCUUUGGUAGGCUACGACUGGACGGAUUUGAAGCCAGUGUCAGAUCUCGUCACCCAAGCACUGCCACAAUGUUUCUUUGACCUCAACCUGAUUGAAGCCAUGUCUUAG